ACUUGCCAGUUUGAUUUUGAUUUCUUGUUGCUUAUUGAUAACCUGCACUAAACUCUAAAAUAUAGUCUGUUUUUGGCAUCAAAUAUAUCAUGUCAAAUAUUACAGGAGAUGAUGUGAGUUUUUCUUCAGGAGAAGAAGGUCAAGAUAAGCAAGUUCAAGAGCUUAAAAACCAUUUCCAUGGCGGAAAUUCAAGCGAUGUAUCCACUUCAGUCCCACCUCCUAAAAAGAAACGAAACCUUCCAGGAACUCCAGAUCCUACUGCAGACGUGAUUGCGUUAUCACCAACAACACUAAUGGCAACGAACAGAUUUGUAUGUGAAAUUUGUAACAAAGGGUUUCAAAGAGACCAAAACUUACAAUUGCACCGACGAGGUCAUAAUCUUCCGUGGAAACUAAAGCAAAGAACCAGCACUGAGAUGAGGAAACGGGUGUAUGUAUGUCCUGAGCCAUCUUGUGUUCAUCACAAUCCGGCUCGGGCACUUGGUGAUCUUACUGGGAUCAAGAAACAUUAUAGUCGCAAACAUGGAGAAAAAAAAUGGAAAUGCGACAAGUGUUCUAAAAAGUAUGCGGUUCAAUCUGAUUGGAAGGCUCAUCAAAAGACUUGUGGCACUCGGGAAUAUAAGUGUGAUUGUGGCACCAUCUUUUCAAGGAGGGAUAGCUUUAUAACUCAUAGAGCAUUUUGUGACGCGCUAGCAGAAGAGAACAACAAGGCGAGCCAAGGAAUGUCACAAACUCAACAUUUGAUGAUGGACUCAAGGAACAACGGGUUAAUGGGCUUACCUGAUUUCAAUAGUUUUGAACCACAAAACUCGGGCAAAUCUGUUCCUCAAGAACUAGUUCCAAUGCCUUUCAAGCCAUCAAACAUGUCUGGAGGAAUGUUUUCCAGCAGCUCUGGCACCCUUUUUGGAAACCCAAGAGGUGGAUCCUCAUCGUCAUCAGGGCUACAGCUUAGCUCACCAAGUGGCUCAUCGGGCUUUGGCUAUUUCCAACAAGAUAUUAAAGGAGCCUUGCUAUCUGGGCCUGCGGGCCAUAUGUCUGCGACGGCCUUGCUUCAAAAAGCAGCCCAAAUGGGUGCUACAGCAAGCAAUGGGAUUAAUUCUCCAAUGAUGCAAAAGAGCUUUGUUACAAGCAUGGCAGGCCCCGAUCAAGUUAACCCAUCCGAGCCAAGGCCUACAUCACCUUAUGGUAUGCAACGAGCUGGACAAUACGAUAACUUCCAUGUCCAACCUAAUCAAGCAAUCAUGGCAGGAGUAAACGUUGGUACCGAAGGAUACAAUCCUUUCCAGAAGCCCGGCCCACAAGAUAUGUUUGGGUCGGGCCUUGGGCCAGAGCCUAAUUCAGGUAUGAAUGAUAUGGGAAUUUAUAGUGAAUUAUUAAUGAGAGGAGACCAAAGUACUUCAUUUACAAAGAAUUUAGAAAAUCAUGAAGAUAGAAGUGACGACAACUCUGUCUUGGUUCAGGGUAGAGGGAAUUCGGUCAUGGGGAAAAGCCCGUCAAAGUUAGGAAGUGGUGGUGCUGGAAAUGAUACAUUAACGGUUGAUUUCUUGGGAAUUGGAGGAUCAAGACCAUUAAAUAUACAAGUACAACAACAACAGCAACAACAAAGAUUUAAUGGGUUUGAUGGAGCAAGUCAAGCAAUGAAUCCUUUUCAACAACAAAUUAUACAUGGGGAGUCUCUACCUCAUGAAAAGCCUAUUUGGGAGGAAUGACAAAAGUACAAAAGUCCAUUAAUGAUAAUGAGAAGGUGAAGAAUGUUGGGCCUCAAAGAGAAUUAGUGAGCUAGAUGGGGGUAUUUUGCCCCAUAAAAUUUUUGGGCCAAAUGGAUUUGGUACUUUGUUAGCUGUAUUACUAUAUCAUCACUCAUCAAACUAACCUUUUAAUGAUCGAAUAUUCACAGUUACUUAGCAUCUAGUUUCAAUUUGUAUCUGUAUAAUUCACAUUUGAGUUACUUUCAACUUAUAUAUUUCUAAUUCACAUUUGAGUCGGUAAA
Molecule: messenger RNA, 1990 nt
Organism: Erigeron canadensis
Lineage: Eukaryota; Viridiplantae; Streptophyta; Magnoliopsida; Asterales; Asteraceae
Product: zinc finger protein GAI-ASSOCIATED FACTOR 1-like
Exons: 3
Coding region: 90-1709 (539 amino acids)
Cellular component (GO): nucleus
Molecular function (GO): DNA-binding transcription factor activity
Source: RefSeq, a predicted model, not a curated record